AUGCAUCUUAUGUACUACCUCGACAAGGACGGUAAGCGCGUCUACACCCUCAAGAAGUCUAACCCCGAGGGCACCGCCACUGUCUCCGCUCACCCUGCCCGCUUCUCGCCCGACGACAAGUUCUCCCGCCAGCGUGUGACCCUCAAGAAGCGAUUCGGCAUCCUCCCCACCCAGCAGCCCCCUCGCGAGUACUAG
Acanthamoeba castellanii str. Neff is the source of this 195-nucleotide messenger RNA. Its product is annotated as H/ACA ribonucleoprotein complex subunit 3, putative. The record is from RefSeq and is a predicted model, not a curated record. Bases 1 to 195 code for a protein of 64 amino acids. Gene Ontology annotation, molecular function: telomerase RNA binding; box H/ACA snoRNA binding. NCBI's taxonomy places the organism in Eukaryota, Discosea, Longamoebia, Acanthamoebidae. Gene Ontology annotation, cellular component: box H/ACA snoRNP complex; box H/ACA telomerase RNP complex. Gene Ontology annotation, biological process: snRNA pseudouridine synthesis; ribosome biogenesis; positive regulation of telomerase RNA localization to Cajal body. The transcript has 2 exons.